Messenger RNA from Tarenaya hassleriana, 1246 nucleotides. RefSeq names its product cyclin-dependent kinase inhibitor 1. NCBI's taxonomy places the organism in Eukaryota, Viridiplantae, Streptophyta, Magnoliopsida, Brassicales, Cleomaceae. Gene Ontology annotation, cellular component: nucleus. Gene Ontology annotation, molecular function: cyclin-dependent protein serine/threonine kinase inhibitor activity. Bases 189 to 857 code for a protein of 222 amino acids. Gene Ontology annotation, biological process: negative regulation of cyclin-dependent protein serine/threonine kinase activity. The record is from RefSeq and is a predicted model, not a curated record. The transcript has 4 exons.
AAGCGCCUCAUAAAUCCAAAUCCUGACCGUUAAAGCAAAAUCUCUCUUCCUCGCUUUCUCUCAUCAUCAUCAUCAUCAUCAUCAUCAUCAUCAUCAUCUUCUCUCUUCUUUCUUCAUCUUCCUCGUCUUCCCUCGUAAGCUUGCUGAAACUAACUUAGCGAACACGCCAAAGGAAAGAGGUCAGAGAGAUGGUGAGGAAGUGCGGGGGAGCUACCGAGGCCGGCGGUGGAAGAGCUCGUAGAGGCGGAGAUCGGGCUGACAUUGUGGGAGAAGCCAAGCGGAGGAAGAUCGACGAUGGUGGAGGAUCGGUCGGAAUUUCGUCUACAUAUAUGCAGCUGCGUAGCCGGAGAAUAUUACUAAGGAAUUCCGUCUCACGGAGAACGGUUAAUCUCGGUUGCGGAUCGGAAAACCCUAGCUCUGCAGUACACGACGGUGCCGUUUCUUCAUCGUUUUGUUGCCACGACUACGAGACGAGCGGAAGCAAGAGCAACGUCUAUGGAUACGUAGAUCUGGAGGAGGACAAAUGCAGUGAGACCGAAACGUCGGCGUGUGGGAGUCAACCGACGCUGUUCAUCAAGGUGAGAGACGAAGAAUCAACAGAGUCCAUGGGGAAUUCAUUUUCCACGAUCAAAUCCGCAGACACGGCGAACACAUCUCAUCCAGAAUGCUGCCGAAGAGCACCACCAUCGGCGGAGGAGAACGAGAAAACGACGGUUCCAACGGAAGCGGAGCUUGAAGAAUUCUUCUCGGCGGCAGAGAAGCAGCACCAUGAGAAGUAUUCGGAAAAGUAUAACUUCGAUUUCCUGAAGGAGAAGCCAUGUGAAGGACGUUACGAGUGGGUAAAAUUGUCGCAGUGAGUGCCAUUGAUAAGGUUUUGAGUUUUAAUAUCUAAGGAAAGGUUCUGAUGAAUUCUAGUUACCAUAGUAGAAGAGGAAGAAGACGAAGAGUGGAGAGGUACAAUUGAUGAAGAAUGCGAAUGCAAAGAUGAAAUUUGCACAGAAGAAGCUUCUGAUUAAGAAAGAAAGAUGGGUUUUCCACUUGAAAACAUUCUCAGGUUCUUAGAGAGAGAGAGAGAGGAGAAAGAGCCCAGAAAAGUCGUGUCUUUUUUUGUUGUGAUAAAUUAAAACAAAUGUCUGCAACUAUUCUUUUUCUGGGCUUUUCACUUUCAGUACGCACUUUCUUCUUUGUGGAUAACUAUUUUUUUCGACCGCAUCAAUAAUUUCAAUUCUUAUUUUAUUUGACGAAA